Messenger RNA from Dromiciops gliroides (monito del monte), 1086 nucleotides. It is a transcript of the gene HCAR2, whose product is annotated as hydroxycarboxylic acid receptor 2. Gene Ontology annotation, cellular component: membrane. NCBI's taxonomy places the organism in Eukaryota, Metazoa, Chordata, Mammalia, Microbiotheria, Microbiotheriidae. Gene Ontology annotation, biological process: G protein-coupled receptor signaling pathway. The transcript has a single exon. Gene Ontology annotation, molecular function: G protein-coupled receptor activity. Bases 1 to 1086 code for a protein of 361 amino acids. The record is from RefSeq and is a predicted model, not a curated record.
AUGAGCAGCAAAAACUGCUGUGUUUUCCGGGAUGAACUUAUCCCUCGGGUGUUGCCCCCCGUGCUGGGGCUGGAGUUUGUGUUUGGAACUCUGGGCAAUGGUCUGGCCCUGUGGGCUUUCUGCUUUUCCUUGAAGUCCUGGAAAUCUAGCCGGAUCUUCCUUUUCAACCUGGCUGUGGCUGACUUAAUGCUGAUCUUCUGUCUUCCCUUCCUGACGGAUAACUAUGUGAGGAAAUGGGACUGGAGGUUUGGUGAUAUCCCUUGCCGCCUGAUGCUCUUCAUGUUGGCCAUGAACCGGCAGGGCAGCAUCAUCUUCCUCACGGUCGUGGCUGUGGACCGAUACUUCAGGGUGGUUCACCCCCAUCAUGCUGUGAACAAACUAUCCAAUAGAACAGCAGCCAUCAUCAGUUGCCUUCUGUGGGGGGUCACCAUUGCCCUAACCGGCCACCUCCUCAUCACCUCUCAUGUGAAAAAUAUGGGAAACUCGCAGUUCUGCAGCAGCUUUGCCAUCUGCCCAACCUUUGGCUGGCACGAUGCCAUGUUCCUCCUGGAGUUCUUCCUGCCCCUUGGCAUCGUCAUAUUCUGCUCCACCAGCAUCAUCUGGAGCCUUCGGAGGAGGCAGUUGGACAAGCAGGCUAAGAUCAAGCGGGCCAUCCGCUUCAUCAUGGUGGUCACCAUUGUCUUCGUGAUCUGCUUUUUGCCCAGUGUGGCUGUGAGGAUUCGGAUCUUCUGGCUCCUCUACUCCCAGGGCACCAGCAACUGUGAGAUCUACCGCUCAGCAGACCUGGCCUUUUAUAUCACCCUCAGUUUCACCUACAUGAACAGUAUGCUGGACCCCCUGGUAUACUACUUCUCCAGCCCAUCUUUCCCCAACUUCUUCUCCAAGCUGAUCACUUGCCGUCUUAGGCAGAAGUCAACAGGAGACUCAGAUAACAACCGGAGCACCAGUGGGGACCCCACAGGGGACUUGUGCCUGACCAGUUCCAGUUGUGGAAAUACCAGCACCCGACGGAGUCUGCCAGAUGUAUUAAAGACCAACUCCAGUGUGGUAUGGACCUCUACAAAUACAACCCCAACAUCUCCUUAA